This is a messenger RNA of Dentiscutata erythropus, 217 nucleotides long. The record is from the annotation of a GenBank genome assembly. Lineage: Eukaryota; Fungi; Glomeromycota; Glomeromycetes; Diversisporales; Gigasporaceae.
AGUACUUACCAUAGGUCAGUUACGUGCAUGUACUGAGAUUUCGUCCUCCAUUUUUAUCUUAAUACGCUUAAUAGCUGCACUGAUACAGUUUAUAUUUGAGUUAACCUUUGAAAUAAUUACAGAUUUGGGAUUAACAUUGCCUAUAGAAGAGAUAUAUUCUUCUGAAUUCAUGAUUCAACCGUCACCUUUACCAACUUUCUCUUCAAUCGACUAUUAA